CGUCAGGUCGGGGAGCGGGUCGGGUUCCCGCUCGCCGCCGCCACCGCCCCCCGCAGCGACUCUCCCGCCUCUCCCGCCGCGCCGGCCGCAGGAGCUGCAUCGCCAACUCUGCUCGGCCGUGGAGCCGCCGGCCCGGGAGCACAGAGCCCGGGACGCAACACGCCGAACCCCUCAUCACCUCCAGCCGGGGCGACCCCUCCCGGGUCCGCCCUCGUUCUGCGCUGCCGCCGGAGCCCCCAGCCCUGAGCGGCUCCGCGGCCCGGCGCCCGCACCCCGGCCCCUGCACUCCCGUAGCCGCCGCCCCCCACCCUGAACAUGGACUCCGACUCUUGCGCCGCCGCCUUCCACCCGGAGGAGUGCUCCCCCAGUUACAAGAGGCGCAGGACUGUGGAGGAUUUCAACAAAUUCUGCACCUUUGUCUUGGCCUAUGCUGGCUACAUUCCUUAUCCGAAGGAGGAGCUCCCUUUGAGGAGCAGCCCCAGCCCUGCCAACAGCACCGCUGGUACCAUCGACAGUGACGGCUGGGACGCUGGUUUCACCGACAUGGCGUCCGCGGUACCCUUGCCGGUCUCUGACCGCUGCUUUGGCCACCUGCAGCCGAGCCUCCUGCAGCGAGCCAAGCCCAGUAACUUCUUGCUGGACAGAAAGAAAACGGACAAGCUGAAGAAGAAGAAGAAGAGGAAGCGGAGGGACAGUGAUGUGCCUGUGAAGGAGGGGUACAUGGGGAGCUUGCUGAAGCUGGAAGCCGCUGACCCCUAUGUAGAGACCCCCACAAGUCCCACCCUGCAGGAUAUCCCCCAGGCUCCCGGCGACCCCUGCUCGGGCUGGGACUCUGACACUCCUUCCAGCGGAUCUUGUGUCACAGUGUCACCUGAUCAGGUCAAAGAAAUAAAGACUGAAGGCAAACGGACUAUUGUCCGGCAGGGAAAGCAGGUGGUGUUCCGGGACGAGGACAGCACCGGCAAUGAUGAGGACAUAAUGGUGGAUUCGGAUGACGACUCCUGGGACCUCGUCACCUGCUUCUGCAUGAAACCGUUCGCCGGCCGCCCUAUGAUUGAGUGUAACGAGUGCCACACCUGGAUUCACCUGUCCUGUGCGAAAAUCCGGAAAUCCAAUGUUCCGGAAGUGUUUGUCUGCCAGAAGUGCCGGGACUCCAAGUUCGACAUCCGCCGCUCCAACCGUUCUCGGAUGGGCUCACGGAAACUGUUUCUGGACUGACUGUCGGUGCGCGAGGAGACCACGGGCGAGGAAUCGGAAGGGACGAUGGGCUUUUUGGCCCGUCUCUUAGUUGAGCACAGAACUCUCAGCUCUGGUGUGGGUAGACCCCUGCCAUUCAGGUGCCUAAGCAAAAGGACAGGCUGUCCAAGGUAUACCCUGUAUAUAGCCAGUGACUGAAUAAAAUCCUCGUUGGCCAAAGCUGCUGCCAGAGCCGUGUUCUCUGCAGUGGAGGUGGACUCAACACUCAAGUACAGUGGGUUUGGUUCAGCUGAAAAGGAGGGUACGUGGUAGUGGUGAACCCUUGCUGUCAUUUUGUUAACAAGCUCCCUCCGCUGGGAACGGGUGCGAGCUGUUACCCGCUUCCGCUGUCUCGGGAGAGGAGAUGUUCGGUUUCCCGGGCCUGUUAGUGAACAGCCAUACGUGUAAGCUUUCUCUCGAGUGUAAGUCUUUGACCAUAAGUGUCUGUACAGCAACCAUCAAGCUGCCCCAACCUUCGUGGUCUGCCCUCUCUCCCUGCUGUGGUUGCUGCUGUCCCCCC
Messenger RNA from Acinonyx jubatus (cheetah), 1756 nucleotides. RefSeq names its product PHD finger protein 13 (gene PHF13). The transcript is spliced from 4 exons. NCBI's taxonomy places the organism in Eukaryota, Metazoa, Chordata, Mammalia, Carnivora, Felidae. The record is from RefSeq and is a predicted model, not a curated record. Gene Ontology annotation, biological process: mitotic chromosome condensation. The coding region runs from base 316 to 1218 and encodes 300 amino acids. Gene Ontology annotation, molecular function: chromatin binding.